Molecule: messenger RNA, 975 nt
Organism: Sitophilus oryzae (rice weevil)
Lineage: Eukaryota; Metazoa; Arthropoda; Insecta; Coleoptera; Curculionidae
Exons: 1
Coding region: 1-975 (324 amino acids)
Biological process (GO): DNA integration
Molecular function (GO): nucleic acid binding
Source: RefSeq, a predicted model, not a curated record
AUGGGCGAUUUACCUUCUACUCGAUUAAUGCCCACGAGACCAUUUUUAAUAGCUGGUUGUGAUUAUGCCGGACCCUUCUUAUUGCGCGAUCGCAGCACUAGAAAUUUUAAAUUGGCUAAAUGUUAUAUUUGUCUUUUCAUUUGCUUUUCAACUAAAGCUGUCCAUUUGGAACAGGUGAGCAGUUUGUCAACCGAAAUUUUCUUAUCAGCCUUACGUAGAUUUUUUGCAAGACGCGGGAAAUCUCAAAUAAUAUAUUCUGAUCACGGUACCAAUUUCCAAGGUGCAAAAUCAGAACUUUAUAAAUUUCUAAUGAAUAAGACGGUAGAAAACGAUAUUAAAACCAAGCUAUCAAAUGAAUCUGUUAUGUGGUCUUUCAUACCACCACGUGCUCCACAUUUCGGUGGAUUGUGGGAGUCUAAUAUAAACUCGGUUAAAUCGCAUCUUAAAAGAAUUAUCGGGGAACAAUCCUUGACAUACGAGCAAUUUUCUACAGUGCUUUGUCAGGUUGAAGCAUGUCUAAAUUCCCGACCCCUUUCACCACUUUCAUCCGAUCCCAACGAUUUGAUUCCUAUCACCCCGGCCCAUUUUCUGAUCGGAGAAACACUUAUGAGUCAACCAGAACCGGAUUUGACAAAUGUCAAAGAAAACUUACUGUCAAAGCUGCAGCAAUGUCAACAGAUGGUUCAGCACUUUUGGAAUCGAUGGUCCAAGGAAUACAUAUCGGAGCUGCAGAUCAGAUCAAAGUGGAAGCAAUCCUUUCCCAACGUCAUAAAGCCUGGUAUCCUUGUAAUUGUCAAGGAAGAUAAUACUCCUCCUCUAAAGUGGCAACUUGGAAGAGUGGUAGGAGUGCACCCUGGAGCCGAUAACGUUAUUACAGCCGUAUCUAUUAAAACGUCAAGGGGAACCAUACAAAGACCAGUCAUGAAAAUUUGUGUCCUACCAGAACACUGUCAAGCAGAGAAGGUUGAAGCCUAA